Molecule: messenger RNA, 2477 nt
Organism: Scatophagus argus
Lineage: Eukaryota; Metazoa; Chordata; Actinopteri; Scatophagidae
Gene: nat9
Product: N-acetyltransferase 9 (GCN5-related, putative)
Exons: 6
Coding region: 149-778 (209 amino acids)
Biological process (GO): protein acetylation
Molecular function (GO): N-acetyltransferase activity
Source: RefSeq, a predicted model, not a curated record
GUCAGUGUGCGCAGCUGCAUUUUGAACCGUCGAGCGUUAAUGAGGAAGUGAGUUGACAACAUGGUUGUAAGCGUGAAUCUUUUUUAAAGUUGUUGUCAGUCGUACCGGUGUUUUAUUUAUUAGUAUUUUUUUUAUCUGGCUUGGCAACAUGAAGAUAAAUGAAAACACUUUGCUGGAGGGACACAAAGUCGUGCUGGUCCCUUACAACGCAGACCACGUACCCAGGUAUCAUGAGUGGAUGAAGUCUCCUGAGCUGCAGCAGCUGACGGCUUCAGAGCCGCUGACCCUGGAGCAGGAGUACGACAUGCAGAGGAGCUGGAGGGAAGAUGACGACAAGUGCACGUUCAUCAUUUUGGACAAGCAGCGGUGGGCGGACACCAGUGUGGAAGAGGAGCAGUGCAUGGUGGGAGAUGUCAACAUCUUCUUGACGGACCCCACAGACCCAUCCUCGGCUGAGUUGGAGAUCAUGAUAGCAGAGCCCGGUUACAGAGGCAAAGGCAUCGGGAAAGAGGUGACGCGUAUGAUGAUGUGCUACGGUGUCACCAAACUUGGUGUCAAAAAGUUUCAAGUGAAAAUCGGGCUGGACAACCAGAUCAGCAUCAACAUGUUCAAGAAACUCCACUUCCAGGAGGUGUCGGUGUGUCGGGUCUUCAAAGAGAUGACGCUCGAGAUGACGGUGGACGAGUCAGUUCGGACGAGGCUGCUGGCCGACACGACCGACAUGAGGGAGAAGGACUACAGGCAGACCUGCAGCAACAGACAGGAACUGCUUUCGUAGUGAAGUGUCUCAGACUUGAAGCCGUGAAGGAGAUCCAGAGCUGAAAACUGGUGUGUGUGGAUCCUACAGUCCUCUGUUCACCUUCAUACACUCUGAAUCCGUAAUACCAGAGCACCUCACUUUAUCUCUGCAGAGAUCAGAAGUAACUGAGUGUAUUCACCCAAGUAUGGAACCUUAGUACAGUCUUCAGGUUCCGGUUCUUUAUGUAAGUAUUUUAAUUUGGAGGACCAUUUCCGCCUUUGUGUUUCAGAGGGAAACGUGAUACUUUGUGUGCGUGUUAGCUCGUUUAAUAUCUGACAGCUGGAGUUACAAGUUACACGCUCGGAUUAAAAGCAUGUGGACACCUGAACAUAACACUGUGUCAGUCCGAAAUUUUAAUCUGCUGCUGAAACAGCCUCCAGUCUUCUUCAGUUCCACAAGAUUUGAUCUUUGCCGGUCAGAAAAUGAUUUGUGGCCUGUCCUGGGUGGUUUUUGACUUCUGGCGGUUUCUACUGGAAGUGGUUAAUACGAUUUUGUUCCGCAUCGUAACACAGGCUCUUAUUUUGUAGCAGAAAUACAUAUAAAGGUACACGGACGAAACGCAAGUUUGCGCCUGUACACUCUGACAUUUUUGGUACUACAAAAGAAACAGGGUGAUUAUUAAACAAUUUUGUCCUUUAAAGUUUCCGUUUCCCUGAUUGGAGCGAAACGCAUCUCUUGUGCAUUACAACAAAACGUAUUUGUCUCGAGUUGCUCUUAAUUGCUGCAUUAGUGCGCUGCAUUGCUCAUAAUUCUCUCGUUCGGAAGCGGAAGGCUGGCGGUCGAAAUCGAAGGCCAACAUCGGGAGCUUCGCUGAGCUCCUUUCAUAUCGCACCACGUGACGCUGAACGAGAAAUCGAAGGACAUAAUUCUGCAUGUUGUAUCCUCUCUGUACCGACUGUGCAGCAUUUUUGAGGGCAAGAAUCAGAUGUUUAUUUUGAGGCAUCCACAGUGUAGUUUCUUUAAAGUUAGAUUUUUUAAUCCUUAUUCACAUGAAAGGUAAAACGGCUGACAGGUAAAGUGAGAAAACUUACGCUCUUGAACACUUUGCAUUUCAUCUCUUUUGAUAUCGUGAAUUCACUCCAGCAGCAGUUUCCUACGGUCUUUCUGGCUUUCUUUGUUGCGGUUGCUUCACUGAGACGAGGAGGCUUUAAUAUUUCUCUGUAAUUGUUCUUCAUCACUUAAACUCCACUCUGCUCCUUGUCUCGGUUUCCUCAGCUCCAGCGGACAGAUUACACAGUGGAUCUAAGUUUCAUCUGCCUAAUGGUGGCUGUGGUUGCUGGCUCUUUCGCAGGCUGCCUUCUCUGUCAUAUUAGCUGUCAUAUGAGCUCAUUCGCAUAAUGUUUGAGGUAUUGACUAUGGAAGUGAAAUAUACAGUCGAAGCGAUGAUCAGGAAAUGGAUAUCACCCAUCAUAAAAACAGAUGUGCAGCUUCUGGUAAUCUGUGUUUGUGCUGUGGAGCUUAGCUCUUAUAAUUCAGCUGUUAAAAGCAUUUCCUAACUCUUUAACUCUGUUUAAUUUAAUUAUGUGUCCAUGUCAGUUCUUUGUACAGAAAGAAGUUUCACACAUUAACAACUAAGCCACAUCAUCAGACUGAGUCACUAUUGAGGAUCAAAGUAAAGUAUUUUUAAAGUAUUUUUUUUUAAAGGGAUACUGUUGGCAUCCAUAAAAAUUAAAACUUG